Messenger RNA from Fusarium sp. VM40, 936 nucleotides. The record is from the annotation of a GenBank genome assembly. Lineage: Eukaryota; Fungi; Ascomycota; Sordariomycetes; Hypocreales; Nectriaceae.
AUGAUGAUGAGCUCGACUUUCCUCGAGACCGCCGGCGACGGAGACGCUACGGCGCGUUUUGGACGCAUGUCCGAUGACUGGAUGAACAGCAUCGACACUACCGCCAUGCCCUUCUCUGGCCUGGAUGCUUCGUAUGAGGCUUCUACACAACAGAACCCUCUUCAGUCUCCAGAGACGUCCAGUCUCGAUAACACCGUCUUCCCUUCUCCUCUAACAGACCUUGCCUACCUUGACCGUUCCUUUGGAGACUUCUCCUCCAAUGGCUACGCUAUCCAUCCCGCGACGCCGGGCCAGUUCCCCGUCCAUCCACCCCAUCGCACCUCAUCCGCCUUCUCAGAAGGGUACGACCUCUCCUCCGCCAGUCCCUCCUUGGGCGCUGUAUGGCCCGCUCAUGUCUCCCCGGCAGCAACAUUCCUCCCCACCCCGCCCAUGGCAGAUGAGCUAUCCCCUGUCGAGUCUGAGCCCGAGGAAGAUAACCAGGAUGACGAUGACUACGAUGACGACUCGGAGCCUGCGAGCAAGAAGCGCAAGCGUUCUACAUCGACCAAAACAAGGGCGAAGAAGGACACAAACAAGCGCAACCCUACUCAGCUCCGCACUGCUUCGCGAGCCCCCAAGAAGCGCGGAGCCGCAGCUGCUCAGCCUCGACAUCCCAGCGAGACGACUGAGGAGGUCAAGGCACGAGCUGCCCAUAACCAGGUCGAGCAGCAAUACCGCAAGCGCCUCAACACUCACUUUGAGCGUCUGCUUGCCGUGCUCCCUGCCCCAGGCACAGAAGGCGGCAUCGCAAAUGACCGCCGCGUGAGCAAAGCCGAGGUGCUCGACCUAGCGCGCGAAAGAAUCCGCGCGCUGGAGAAGCAGACGGCGAGGUUAGAAAGAGAGCGACGAGAGCUUCGAGGAAGAAUCGCUCCCGAUGGUAGAAGGUGUCUGGUUUAG